UGAAUGAAUCAGAGGCUAAAGUGCAUCAAAUCCCGAGUACAACGUCCCACUCUUUGUCUAAAGGAGGCGACCUCUCACUUGCACUUUGAGAAGUUACGGCCUCCUCAGCUCGGGUUCGGUCCCCUCCCUCUUGUACCGUCUCCUCACUGUCCACCCCUCCAGCAUUCACCUCGGGCCACCUAUCAGCCCCCCUUUUUAGCACCCAGUCCCCACCUACUCACUCCACGUGCAAUGCAAGAAUAGAAACACAGUAGAGGAGACAACUUCAGUCAGACUGUAAACAGACUAGAAGGAGCUUGAGGGAGAAUGACUUUCUCUUCUUAGCUGUGGAGUCCACUGAAAGACCUCAGCUCCACUGCACAUUUUGUGUCUCUCUCUGUUGAGUCUGGGAAGGCCUGGAGGGUCCUUGAGUCACUCAGCCUGAUAGGAGAUGGGGAACGAGAGCAGCACGACUGAGGCUUUGCCGGAAGAGGGCGCUCCCGAACACGUUGUUCUGUUUCCACCCCAAGAAAAUCACAGCGACCCUUUGGAGGCCGAAGCUCACGCUGAGAAAUUAUCCCAAAGGGACGCUGAAUUGCUCCUGACUGCGUCGUCCAGCAGCCAACAGAGUUUACUGUCCCAACCAGUUCUCCCAGAUGUCCCAGUCAUCACCGGUGUGGAGGAGAGCAGAGGUGCUGCAGAAGAAGCCCAUGAGGACAAAGAGGAACUGGAAUUUCCCCAUGACCUGCUGCCCAAUCUAGACUUCAGCAGUGAACUCAACAUCUGGGAGUCCUCACUAGGAUUAAAGACUAGGGUGUGUGAACAUGAGAACGCCCUCCUGGCGGGCUUGCAGCAUCAUAUGGAAGUCAGUCAUCCAUUAGUAGUCCUAGAUAACAGGCCUCAAACCUCCGACAAACUCCUCACAGCUGCCCCGCCCUCACCUCAGCCCACUGCCACACCUCACCCAGAUGGCCAACCCUUGACCCCCCCUCUGUGCGUUCUUCUCGAUCAAGAGCUUCAGGAAGCCUUCCAGGAAUGUGAGGAACAAAUGGUCUUACUGGGUAUUCCUCAACAUAAAGAGCCCAUCAGCACGGAGUCUGAAACGUCCAAUGAAGAGCAUAGGAAAACUGGGAACGCAACUGUUAAAAAGUAUGAUGAGUCAUCAUCACAACCACAAGUUGGAGACCAGUCUGGACAUAGCAACCUCAUAAACAAAAAUACACAUGGAAACACUGAAACGGCAGACAGGCAGAUGGAUACAGUUGUGUUUAGUUUCAGGGACUACAUACUUGGGACGGACAAUCCUGAGACAGACUGUGAUACAAUAAAAACAAAUGCGGACCAGGAGAAAAAUCCACAAGCUGAAACAGUAGAAACAAUCAAAGAAGAGCCACAAAAUCAAAAAAUAACAAAUACUUUAGAAACAGCAAUGACUGGGGAUGCUGUAUUUAGUGAAGGACAUGAUCUAAGUGCUGAUUUUAAUGCAGAAGAAAUUGACCGAAAGAAAAAUGAUUCUAUUCAACAAUUAUCUGAGUCUAGUGGACUUUAUUUUGAAAAUAAAUCUGUCGAGGAAAUACUUUCAGAACAACAAACAGGAACAAAAAGUCACAUUGAGGAUGACACACAAACAACGUCUGCACAGGGUGGUGAGCUUGUGCACAACAAAAGGGCAAAAAAAAGAGAUAAAAAGAAGAACAGGAAAAAGAAAAAAGCAGAGAAGAACAAAGAGCCUGAAGCGGAGGGCAGGACAGUGAAACAAGCUGAAAAUGAAUUACUUAUUAAAACGGGGAAUCACAGUGAAGUUUCAGACACAAUGACAGGUGUAUCGCAGCCAUGUGAUGUCUUUUUGGACAACACCUCCCUACCAUCUCCUCCGAGCCAACAUCACUUAGCCUGUUCAUCUAUAUUUAACUAUGUUCCCACACACUUGAAUCAGUUUGAUAACCAAAACGUAACAACUAAUAUUCCAGAUAAGGAAUCAGAUACACAAGCACUUGACGAUAACGUUACAACUGAAGCACAGAUACACAAACUGGACAGCUCAUUUUCCAAUAUCCAUGCUCGUGUGGGAGAGAGUUGCACUGAGAGGGCCAUUGAAGAUGCUUUUGUGGAGGCUGCUGCGUUGCCACUAACAACACCCACGAUGCGAGAAGUGAUAAAAAGUGAGGGAGAAAUUGUGAGCCAUGAUUCAUUGGAGGGAGUAGCUGCUGAGUCCGUUGCAGGCAUCGGGAAAGGACAGACGGAGACAGAUCUGGAAGGGAUCAAAUCAAGAAAAAUACUGGAUAGUACCUCGGAGCUCUCAUCUGUCUGUGGUUCACUUGGCGUCUCAAACGAAGACACAAAGGCUCUUAGUGAGGAAAGCUGCGACAGCAAAAUGCCACACACUUCGGCGGCUGAGAGUUGUUCAAAAGGACAGAGAGAGACGAGCAAUGCAGAAGCAGAGAUCUCUCCAGCGGAAGAGGGCGACAAAGACAAGGAGACACUCUGGAUUGAAAGCAAUUUUAAUAAUUCACCCCAUGGGAUACUUACCGCUGCUGAUCAUCUGAAUGAUAGUGCUGCAGAAGUGGACGGAGGAGGAGUAGCAGAGCGUAGUUCAUUCAGCCUUCCGGAGGGGGCUGCUAGAGGGGUGUCGGCAGCUGAGACGGAGAUGCAUCCUCCCACCGAUGUUGCCGAGUCAUGUCUGAAGUCACCGUACAGGGGCGAGACAGUCAUUACGGUCACAGAGAGCCUGUGCACUGAAGAGGAGCUUACUGCAGCUUUUUUACCUCGACCACCUCACAGCGAACAAAGCAAUAAAGCAGACGGAGAAAGCGUUCAACACAAUCUGAAUUCCAAAGAGCCACUGUCUUUGGGGAGCUCUUGUGAAGAGUCAGCCAUCACUGAGACUUCCAUGACUUCAGACAUCAACAAUCAACAGGUGCAUCCUGAAAGUAUCACCGAGAAAGCAGACGAGAUUAGCGUGAUUCAUCGUGUGGGUAAGUCUACAUGUGAUAAAAGUGGAACAAGCAACAGAGUUCGAUUUGCAGACAACGUGAAAGAAGACCGAAGCGCCAUAGUUAAGGUGAGAAAUAUGUCAAUGCCAGCUUUGGGAUGUGCUUCUUUGCCUCCAUUGACGGUUCACGAGCGCUUACACCAUCCUGUUGUUGAGGCCAGCUACAUUUUCCGAGACUACCUCAGCUUAAAGAAUCCAGAAACCUGCACAGAGGUGACGUCUAUCAAGAAUGAAACACCUAAUCAAAGCUUAGAAGAUGCACCAAAGCCAGAGAAGACAAUUCCCUUGGAUGUAGAGGAUACCCAGAAUGUUGACAUAAAACCAUCAGGUGAAGACAACUCAAAACCAACAGAAAAAAAUCCUACUAAUACGGAACAUGGUGGCCUUCUAGAAAAAGCCAUAGCUCCAACUGAACCAGCAAAAAACACAGAAGAACCUGUAGAACUCCCUAACAAUGAAGUAGCAUUCGUUGAACCAACUCAGAUGGCGGCAUCAGAACAAAGUGACAUGACAACAGAGCACCAAGAACCAGAGAAAAAUCCUGAUGAGGUGUCAACAAAAUAUGAAGAGAAGGUGACUCAAAAGUGUGAUCUUAGCAUGGACAUCAUAGAACCAAGCGAACCUAACAAUCCUGAGGUGAUAAAACGUGAUAUUUGUGUGGUCAGUGAAAUCGAAAGUUCAAGUUCUGUGCCUGCUGUCGGCGAUGUUCCCUGUGAGCCUAUUGAUGAUGUCUUUACGGAGUCACCUGACAAACAGUUCUCAACUGAAACUGGGACGCUGACCUCCCCAGUCUCUUCUCAGACAAAGCCCAGAGACCUCAGCUGUCAGCCUCCGACCGAGCUUGAUAAACUACCGUCUCAUGCAGUUAGCACAGAUCCAAUUGAAUCUAGGAAGGAGACACCUGUGGAGCUAAUAAAUGAUGAGUCAGUAACAUCCGAGGUUGAAGCCGCUGAGCAGUCGAUUCCUGUUCCUGUUAGUGCCAGUAAUCCUCCGUUGAUGCUUCAUCCUCCAGGCCCAAUGUUGAGUCACCUGGAGGUGGUUGACGAAUGUGAUGUUGCUCUUCCUGACUGUGAUGAUAGCUUCGGGAAUAAAACACAUACACCUACUUAUUCAGCAGAAGAUCCCAGAGAGAAUAAUGAUGGAACAAAACAAGCGGAUAGCAUGGAUGCUGAUGUGUUUAUUACCUCUUUGCCAUCUGAUGAUACAAUAACAAUAUCACAUGGAGCUGAAUGUGUACCGACAAACAAUGUCUUGAAUGAUAUAACGACUCAGGAUAAAAACAUGCCUUCCAACGAGAUUUGCGAAACAAUCGAAAUAUGCAGUAUCAAAUACAACCAGAACAUGGAUAAAGAAACUUCUAUGUCACUCAGCGACAAAGAUAUUCAGCUUGAUAUCGAAAAGGAAACAGAAGACAGCAGCAAACUACAGACAGGAAAUGCGCCGACACAACCGAGUAAAGAGUCAGAUAAAGACGCCGAAAAGGAAACACAAGAAUAUGAACUUCAUGAUAUGUCCAUGCAGCAUAUUAACAAGACUCUAACAGAGGCAAUUGAGUCCAAGGACAACAGGGACGCAUCAAUGGAUUCUUAUUCAAAUAUUGAACUAAGCAUUGGAGCUCAUCGAGAGCAGCAACAGGAGCAAAUUUUGGGAGUCGGGUCUUCAACAGAUGGAUUGACAUGUGAUCGUGUGGAGACAUUUGAAGAGGAAGGAAAGAUGAGCAGCCAUGGUAAAGCAGCCUCUGCAAUGAUAGAACUCGUAGACAAGGACUGUGGGUCUUUAGAGACAUCAGAAGGGCAGACUCUAUUGGCAAGUGGUGACAGCGAGUGUACAACUGAAAAAGUGGAAUCUCUAGAGAAAGUUGAAAAGGAGAAGGUCAUUCCAGGUGUUGACAAGAUUGAUGUUCCUGGAGGCACUAUUGGACAAUGUGUUUUCGGGAAAACAGGAAUGACUUUGCAGCAAAGGGUGAGUGACAAUAAAAACUGUGAGUUCGCAGGAAAUGAUUUAAUGCAUGACCAUGAAUUUCUGAAUUGUCUGGGUAGUAAAGGUCAGCCAGAAAGCAACCAAUCAGAUUCUUCUGCAGAUCUAACCGCAAAUCAUUUGGCCUUUAGAGAAAACACUGUUCCUGAGGAAUCUUUCUCAGAGGAUUAUGACAUUUUACCUUUGGGAUUUUCUAUUUUGACAAAACUCGCAACCGAUAGUCACAGCAUUCAUACCGACUCUUGCCCAAGUGUCAACCAGGAUGGCAAGAUGCUUGACAAAACAUACAGUACAGUAAAAACGGAUCACAGUGCUGCUCAGACUGGGAAAACCCACAAUAGUGAAACUGAAGGGUGUAAAAUUCCGGAUGCAGUAUGUGAGUCUCUUGAGCUGCAAUGCUCCAAUAAAAGCUCAGCCGCACAAAGUGGUCCAGUAACACAAACGGCCAUAAAAGGACCUCAUGUUGAGGAGAUUGCAGGGGGAAACAAUGCAACUAUAGAUGAAGAAAAUGAUGGUUUCCAGGCAGCGAGAACACGGGAGAUAAAAGCAAUAGACAGUAAAGCAAUGGACGAAGAUGAGCUUCCCAAAGACGCUGACCCAGGAUCAACUGAUGUUUCACACCAAUCUGAAAGCACCACUGAAACGGCUGCUUGUCCUUCUGAUAACAACAUUAUUCUCUUAAAAAAUAUGGAAAAUGACUCAACCAACCAACCACAACCUAACACAGGCUGCAGCUUGGAGUAUUCACAUAUGUCCGAGAACUCCACUUUUGGACGCACAACACAAGAACAGCAUACAAACUGGAUACAAGCUCUCAGAGAAGCUACUUCUGACCCUCAGAGUGAACAAGAGAGAAUUCACAUAAACAGACCCCUCCCAUCUCUGGAGUCUCCUCGAGAGUUUGUCACUCCUACUGAGGAGGUAGCAGCUCCUCUGGGACAAGAGCAGAUCACUCAGGAGUAUAACGCUAUCACAACGCUACAACCUGAAGCGGAUCUUGCAGAAUUUCAGAAAUUUAAAGAAAAAACACAGGAGUCUAUUGAAGAGCAUCCAGUUCCAAAAAUCAGUCCAGUGAUUGCUGUGCAUCAAGCCGAGUCGGAAGAACCAGUGAAAAUCAAAGAUGAACCUUCAGAUCUGAUCCAGAAUAAAAUUGAGUUCUCUGAGCCCACAACGAAAGCAUUGUCAGAUGAAGCUCAGAGGGCAACAGAGCAUCUAGAGCCAGAGAAGAAGACAAACACUGAGCAUCCCGAGGAGAAACCUGAAGAAAACCCAACUGAGGAGAACACAGGCCAAGAUCCUAGUGAGGUGCUGCAGGAAAUUGGGGCCCCCCUCACUGAACACCAAGAGAGGAGCUCUGCCUUUCCCUUAACUUCACCCAUACUUCACCCCCAGCCUGCUCCCCAUCCUGACCUCUCCACUCCUCCACCUCCAUCCCCGGAGAAGACACCGCCUGCAUCUCCCCACUUUCCUCCUCUUCCUGCGUGCCCCUCUGUGCCCUCUCUUCCCCAGCAGGAGGACCAUGACCCCAACCCUGGACCUCUUUGCCACCUCCUUCUAAGGAGCUCUGACUCUGAUGGAGCAUUCGAGACUCCUGAAUCCACAACCCCAGUAAAGGCUCCUGCAGAUCUUCAGAGUCAGUUACCGACUAUUGAUGACAAAGUGAAAGACAUCACACUGAAGGACUCGUCAUCUGGCUUGACUUCUGAUCUACUUAGCCAUUCCACAUCCACUGUCUUUGACGAGGACAGGCCAAUCGCGGCCAGUGGCGCAUACAACUUUGAACAUUUUGCCUCCGAAUCACCUAGUCAGCCUCUGACUCGUUCUCUCAGCCUCCAAGGAGAAGAACUUGACACUACUGGCUUGUCGGAUGGAUCCGUAACAAAAGGCUUCCGUCCACAUUCGGAAUCUUUCAGCGUCGGCACAGAGAGUGCCCCGGGGACACUCCGUAGGCCUAAAAAAGUCCGUACCGGAUCUGUAAAAAAGAAACCUCUCCUUAGACAGAACUCUAACCCAGAGAGGCCAAGUUCUACUAGUAGCACCCCAGAGCUCAUUAAGCGACCAAAGCCACAAACUGUGACUCAGGAGGUAGAAGAAGGUAGCUCUAUUACCACAAGUCCUACAGGAACCCUCAGGAAGACUAGAAAGAUCCCUGUAGACACCCCUCCGCCUUUGCCAGAAGAAAACAAUCACACAGAACCAGAGAAGAGCCUUGAAGCCCCUGCUUUACCUUUGUGCCAGGAGGAAAACCAUCUCUCUUCUAGUCCUCCUAUCACAGAAGACCUCCCAAUUCCUCCUAGGGCUUCCUACAAAUGGGAUCCAGAUAACUUUGACUGCAUAGACCCUUUCAAGACUGGAGGAAGUAAAAUUGCCAACUCACCUGUUCUGGGACGUAAAGCUCCUGUAUGUGUCCUCAAUGCUUCUCCCCCUGAAAGUCCUCCCAUCUCUGCUGUGAAAGAACCUCCUCCUGCAGCUCCCACCGAAGAACUACCUUUCAAUCCUGAAGAGCAACCCAUUCUUCCCAAACGUGAGUCAGUGAGGUUAGAGUUUGAUUACACAGAGGAUAAUUGCGAGGCAUCACAGACAGCUUCUCCCCCACUGAAAAAAGUGGGCAAGAAGCCCGGUGCCAAGAUGCCUCUGAGAAAGCCAAAGUUGGGGUUGAAGAAGGCUCAUCUAGCACAGAUCGAGCAGCUGGACAACGACCUUCCAGCAACACUUAACGGCAACGAGGAGGAAAUCCCUAUUUCCAAAGGUUCCUACCACUUUGAAUCGGAUAAAUGGGAGGAUCCAAAUUUCAAUCCAUUUUCAACAAAGGCGCAUAUUUCUAACUCUCCCAAAGCAACUGACCCCGCUUACAGUUUCGACUUUGAUGACUCCAUAGACCCUUUUAAAUCCACCAAUAAAAUGGCCAACUCCCCUCCUCGAGCCUCUUCCUCCUUUGAGUCAUCUAACGAAGAUGUGGAAAAUGACGACAACAUCGGAGAACUAGAGGAUCAAAAUCAGAACAAACCAGCCAAAAAGAAGAAGACUCCUAUCAAAUCUAACACUUUCAGGGUCAAGAGGUCACCAAAGAAAUCCCCGUUGUCUGACCCCUCACAGGAUACAGAUGACCCCGCCUCUUUCCAUCCACAGGAUGACCACGCCACAGACGAGGAGAAACUGGCCUCCACCACCAGCCACAAGUGGGCAGGUCUGAGUUCAGACCAGCAGGACUUCCCUCAGCCGUCUGAUCUGACAUCAUUUGUUGAAAGCAGUCUUCAACCUUCAGACUAUGAAAUAGAGUACAUGGAGAAGAUUGGUUCUUCUUCACCUCCACUGUCUGUGAGGAAACCGUCAUUAUACCUCAAGUUGGACUCCUUGUCAGACAACAUAAACAAAGAUAUCCAUGAACCCAACUCCCCCUGCACAGGGAGUUUUGAGGAAAUGGAGGCCCAGAUAACAGCAGGCAUGAAGACCCCCAUCCUGAGUUCCAGACCUGGUCCUGAGGGUUCUGCUGGCGAAAAGGGCAGGAAAAGAGAAAGCGAAGUACUCAGCCGAACACAAAGCACAGAAAGGGAUGAACAGCUCAAUAGCCAAGAGGCCCCUGCUUCAGUCCCGACCAUGCCCCUGUUAGACAGACUGUCUGAGUGUGGAGACCCUGUGCAGUACCUGGAGCCUGACCUCGCUGAGACCAACCCUAAUGCUUUCGCCCAAAAACUGCAGGAGGAGCUGGUGCUUGCUGCCCUGAGGAUAGAGGCUCUGCAAAUAGCCAAAAACAUCUCUCAGUGCCCCUCCCUCUCCAAUGUAACCCCCCAGUCCCGCCUUAAGAAACCCACCACACGGCGGUGGAACAUCAACGGUUCACCCUUACUCAAACACAGAGAUGUGUCCUCACCAUCAGAGACUGCGGUGUCUAAGAAUACUCUGUACACCCGGACUGCUACCAGCUACAUGGACGGGGAGAGUCCACACCUUCCCAAAGAUCUGGACCACUCGCUGGGAAUUGCAAGAGAAGAGAUUGUAACCAAAGAAAGGGAGGUGCUGGAGUGGCAGAAGAAAUACGAAGACAGUCGACAGGAAGUGGCGGAGAUGAGGAGAAUUGUUGCGGAGUAUGAGAAGACGAUUGCCCAAAUGAUUGAGGAUGACCAGAAAGAGAAGUCCCUCUCUCACCACACCAUCCAACAGCUGAUCGUGGAAAAGGACCAGGCCUUAGCCGACCUUAACUCUGUGGAAAAGUCUCUGGCCGACCUCUUCAGACGCUAUGAGAAGAUGAAAGAUGUCCUUGAGGGCUUCCGAAAGAAUGAAGAGGUUCUGAAGAAAUGUGCUCAGGAGUACCUGUCAAGGGUCCGUAAAGAGGAACAGCGGUACCAAGCUCUGAAGAUUCAUGCAGAAGAGAAACUAGACAAGGCCAAUUCAGAGAUAGCUCAGGUGAGGGCCAAGUCCAAGCAGGAGCAGGCUGCCCACCAGGCCAGUCUGAGGAAGGAACAGAUGAAAGUGGACUCUCUGGAGCGCACAUUGGAGCAAAAGAACAAAGAGAUUGAGGAGCUCACAAAGAUCUGCGAUGAGCUGAUCUCCAAGAUGGGAAAGUGUUAGUAGCAAUUCCGGUUCAAUCUAACACAAGCUUUGUUCACCCGGCAACAAACAAAAAAAGAUGUUCAUCUGCUUGUAAAAUGAACAGGAGUAGGAAGAUGUUCCCAUUCUUCCAAGAACUCGUUAAGCCACACUGGGCUUUAAUUUUCUACUGACCUUGUGUAAACGGGAUCCUCUUAAUCAUGCUGUAUAUUAUUGAUGUGUCAUUGUAUUGUACAGUGUCAGGGGUGUGCUUUAACAUUUUACAAACUGCACCAUGUCAUUAAUGAGUGUGUGUACGUGCGUGUAUGUAAGAGAGAGAGAAAGAGCAUGUGAUGAUGUUGUGGGUUUAUUGUUGUUUAUGAUGUUGCCAUGACAGCCACUGGGGGAGAAGACUGUUUACCUACACCUUGCGAUGCCUCCUAAGAGAAAGGAGCAGCAGAUACUUUUAUAGAGUGAUGCAGCACUAAGAGAUCACUAUAGCUUUGCAUGCAAGAGAGAAAGAAAACCUAGUCUGUUUUGUAUACAAUAUAGAAAACAUAUGGAGGAGGCUCGUUCACAUUUUGAUGUGCCCGCUGUGUAAAACACAGGUGACUAUUAAUUUGUCACAGUUAUUAUUAUUAUUAUUAUUAACAGUUUUGUGCUUCCCUCAUGUAACUUUGUAGAUACUUGUCAUACUUUGUCAUAGCUGUCUUGAUCAGAUCAUGGGACUUUAUUUUUCGUAUUUUAUUUUGAUAUAAACUAAUCGUGACUGUAUUCAGAUGUGCCCCAGUCCUGUUUGGGUGGUUGUGUCACACUGAUCCAGUAACAUGUCUGCACAACUGCUGUACAGCAUCUGCUUACAAAGUGCAAUAAAAGAUGGCAAUACAAAA
Doryrhamphus excisus (bluestripe pipefish) is the source of this 10365-nucleotide messenger RNA. Lineage: Eukaryota; Metazoa; Chordata; Actinopteri; Syngnathiformes; Syngnathidae. The record is from RefSeq and is a predicted model, not a curated record.